AUGAAGAUAAGUUUUUGGAUUAAUGUUACUACUACCUUUCUUGCACUAUCAUUUUGCACCAUAAUUUUAAUAUGUGGUGUGAUUGUCAGCAGCAUCAACGAGUUUUAUGAAAAUGCUCUUCAUGAUCUUAAAGAAUUCCAAGUGGUUGAAAAAAAUAUUUGGAAUAAACUUUCGCAGUUCUCGCCUGUGCGAACCAUUAGAGAAAUAUCACUGAAAUCUUCAGAAUUUAGUCGAAGACGAAGACAAAUUUCACGAAAAUUACAAGAUAUUAAUUUUGAAAAUGGCAAUUACAUGGCAUUAUUAGAAGAAAUUUCCUCACAUGUUGUUCCUUCCAGUCGUGGAAAUGAAGGAGAAUUAGAACGAAAUUACCUCACUCCUUCAGUUCUUGAAUGUUCGAUAAUUUAUCCAUGUCCAAGCGGACCACCGGGAUUACCUGGAAAGAAAGGAGAAAAUGGAGAACCAGGAAUUCCUGGUGUUGAUGGUCACCCUGGCUUGCCAGGAAUUGCUAUCAGGUAUAUGGUAUCAGAUUGUGUCAAAUGUCCAGCAGGUCCACCUGGCCAAAAAGGACCUGAUGGACCGCCAGGAGAAGACGGUGCGCCUGGUAAGCCUGGCUUAGCUAGAACACUUGAUGCUUUUGGUCCACCAGGACCAGUCGGUGAUCCGGGACCUUCAGGUUUACCAGGUGAGGAAGGGGAACCUGGUAUGCCCGGUAUACCUGCUAUACCAGGUAUUAAGUAUUUAACUGGACCAAAAGGAUCGCCGGGAUUACGAGGCCAUGCUGGAGAGCCUGGAAUUCCUGGCAAGCAAGGGCCACCUGGAGAAAUCGGAUCGAUUGGUGUAAUGGGAGCUCCUGGUGAACCAGGUUUAAAAGGAGCACCGGGACCUGAUGGAAUGCCUGGACCGCCAGGAAUUCCUGGCAUUGAUGGUCAAUAUUGCAUCUGUCCAUCACGAAAUAAAACAUCGACAACAACCUUAUAUCCAAAGCCCUCAAAUUUUCAACCUUCCAAUUUACAAUCAAUGAACCGGCAAUCUUCAACUGAAUUGACGCAUGCAACCAUCAUUGAUGCUCAAGUUCAAUCCAAUACAAAAUCGAAAAUUGGUCCCUAUUAUCGGAGAAUUUUAGGAUCUAUGGCACAUCAGAUUUCUGGCUCCGAAGCUGAAUCCAUUUUAGUUCCGAAACAAAUUGAAUUUAAUCCAUUUCCUUCUUCUGGUUCUUUAUCUACGAUAGGGUCCGCUGUGCAACAUGUAGGAAACUAUAAACACAGUUACACAGCAGCACCAUAUACUUCCAUCUACCGGAAAACCGCUGAUGAAUCAAAGAAUUGA
This is a messenger RNA of Cercopithifilaria johnstoni, 1326 nucleotides long. The record is from the annotation of a GenBank genome assembly. Lineage: Eukaryota; Metazoa; Nematoda; Chromadorea; Rhabditida; Onchocercidae.